This is a messenger RNA of Cyclopterus lumpus (lumpfish), 3844 nucleotides long. It is a transcript of the gene atg7, whose product is annotated as ATG7 autophagy related 7 homolog (S. cerevisiae). The transcript is spliced from 19 exons. Gene Ontology annotation, molecular function: Atg12 activating enzyme activity; Atg8 activating enzyme activity. Gene Ontology annotation, biological process: protein modification by small protein conjugation; C-terminal protein lipidation; autophagy of mitochondrion. Gene Ontology annotation, cellular component: phagophore assembly site; cytoplasm. NCBI's taxonomy places the organism in Eukaryota, Metazoa, Chordata, Actinopteri, Perciformes, Cyclopteridae. The coding region runs from base 459 to 2621 and encodes 720 amino acids. The record is from RefSeq and is a predicted model, not a curated record.
AUUCGGAUGACUGAAUUCGUAGCUCUUUUGCCUUUCCGACAAUGUAGACUUCCUCCUGCUUCGUUUGUCACGUAACCUGCUUAACUCAAUAAACCGGUUCUAUGGAUGUAACUAGCUAGCGCUAACUAACACACACAGGCAUACGAACUUCUCGCUCCCUCGCGCCCCUCUACAAAUCUGUUCGUUCCGACAUGAAAAAAAACGGCGCUUAUAAAUUUUUGUCCGUUUUUUCGUGCUUCGUCAUUUGCUUGUUUUUGUUUUUGUUUUGGUUCUUUCUAUUUUACUCAAUGGCACGUGUACCAUAAGACAUUCGUGUCUUUAGCUGCUAAGCUAAACUGCCUGGCUACUUAGUUACCCACACUGCAUUGCUUUGUUGACAAGUCUCGCGAUCACAUGAUCCACUUGACAGGAAGUAAAGAUUUCUGUUCUUAUUAGCGCAUCCUGUUAGUGAAGUUGUGAUGGCAUCUGACACCAGUGAAGCAGCGUCCUCUACUCCAGACCUCAAGCUGCAGUUUGCUCCCUUCAGCAGUGCUCUGGAGGCCGGCUUCUGGCAUCAGCUCACUCAGAAGAAACUCAAUGACUACAGAUUGGACGAAAGCCCCAAAUCUAUUAAAGGCUAUUACUACAAUGGUGACCCACUUGGUUUGCCCACUCGCCUAACGUUGGAGUUCAGUGCAUUUGAAGUCGAUGGACCGACACCAGCCCGUUGCUGUCUAGCUACUGGAACGCUGUAUAACACCAACACACUUGAUGCCUUUAAGACCACCGAUAAGAAGGCUCUGCUGGAGAAAGAGGCCAAGGAGAUAUGGGAUGCUAUACAGUCUGGGGCUGCAUUGAAGGACCCAUCCAUCCUCUGCAAAUUCAUUCUGCUGACUUUUGCAGAUUUGAAGAAAUACCAUUUCUACUACUGGUUCUGCUUCCCUGCACUCUGUUUCCCAGAGGGAAUCAAGAUCAUCCAACAGCCAUCUUCCCUAGAGCAAGUUUUCUCUGCAAAACAGAUCACAGCCUUGCAGGAGGCCUAUGCCGUCCUGUGUGUCAAAAGAGGGACCACUGCUGAGCCUUACUUCCUAAUGAAGUACACAGCUGACACUGUUCACAUGGCUUCGCUCGAGGACUGGGACACGUUCAUUACUGAUACAAAGACGGUUACUGUGGGCGUUUAUGAUCCGUGUACUCUGUCUCAACAUCCGGGCUGGCCUCUUAGAAAUCUACUGGUUCUCUUAGCAAGCCGAUGGGGCUCUACGCUGGACACAGUGGAGGUGCUGUGUUUCAGGGACCAAACUCUGCAAGGAAGCCGCUCCAUACAGCACAGUGUCAUCUUCCAGAUAAAGCUACCUGUGAUUCCCCUCAACUCAGCAUGUCCUAAGAGUGUAGGUUGGGAGAAGAACCCUAAAGGGGCCAUGGGACCCAGGAUGGUCAACCUCAGUGAAUGCAUGGACCCUAAAAGACUUGCAGAGUCAUCAGUGGACCUGAAUCUGAAGCUGAUGAGAUGGAGGCUGGUUCCUUCCCUGGACCUGGACAAGGUGGUCUCCACUAAGUGUCUUCUACUGGGAGCUGGGACUCUGGGCUGCAAUGUAGCCAGGACUCUCAUGGGAUGGGGAGUGAGACGCAUCACAUUUGUAGACAAUGCGAAGAUCUCAUACUCCAAUCCAGUUCGGCAGCCGCUCUAUGAGUUUGAAGACUGUCUCGGAGGAGGGAAGGCCAAAGCCACGGCAGCUGUUGAUCGACUCACCAAAAUCUUUCCUGGUGUGAUUGCAGAGGGUUACAACAUGAGCAUCCCCAUGCCUGGUCAUCCGGUGGAUUUCUCUGAGGCCACUCUUUCCCAGGCCCAGAAGGAUGUCGAGCUGCUGGAGAAGCUCAUUUCAGAACAUGACGUGAUCUUCUUACUAAUGGAUACGAGGGAGAGCCGCUGGUUGCCUACGGUGAUAGCUGCCAGCAAGAGGAAGCUGGUGGUUAAUUCCGCUUUAGGCUUUGACACAUUUGUCGUGAUGCGCCACGGCCUUAAGAAGCCCCCCGUCAGUCAGAGUGUUUCUGCAGGAGCAGACUCCUCCACUUCCUGUUCUUCUGCUUCCUCUUCGUCCACCACACCGGCCGGCUCUGCGCCCUCUGUCCCAGCAUCCUCUCUGUUCUCCAACAUCCCAGGGCACAAGCUGGGCUGCUAUUUCUGCAAUGAUGUUGUGGCACCUGGAGAUUCAACCAGGGAUCGGACUCUGGAUCAGCAGUGCACCGUGAGCAGACCAGGCCUGGCUAUGAUUGCUGGAGCCCUGGCUGUGGAGUUGAUGGUGUCCAUUCUGCAGCACAGUGAAGGAGGCUACGCAGUGGCGAGCAGCAGCGACGACAGAAUGAAUGAACCGCCCACCUCUCUGGGUCUUGUGCCACAUCAGAUCCGAGGCUUUCUUUCGAGGUUCGACAAUGUUCUGCCCGCAAGCAUGGCCUUCGACAAAUGUACUGCCUGCUCCCCCAUUGUCCUGGAACAGUAUGAGAGGGAAGGUUUCAACUUUCUGUCCAAUGUUUUUAAUUCUACCCACUCAUUCCUGGAGGACCUGACAGGGCUGACACUGUUGCACCAGGAGACACAGGCCGCAGAGAUUUGGGAUAUGAGCGAUGACGAGAGCAUCUGAAGGACUGGAGGAACGAACCUGCAGCCUCUGAAGGACUGGAGGAACGAACCUGCAGCCUCCGAAGGACGGAACUCUCCAAUAAUCCUUCAGUUUCUGCACAUUUGUAUCAGAUGAGUGCAGGCCUUCGACAGUAGACGCACACAGGCAACUCAAGUAAUCAAAACCAACCACAUCACAAACACAUCUUCGGAAUAGAGCAGUGAUAAGGUCAAAUAACAUCUGAUUUAUUUUGCUGCUAAACAAUUCAAUUUCAGUGAAAAUGCAGUUUUUCAAAGUUACAUUAGACACGAGAUCAGAGAUUGAACAAAGUUAAUUUUCCACAUUGUGCGUCUGAAACCGUUGUAUCUAAUGGAUAAUGUACCUGUUCCCAUUACCUCGUGUGUGUGUGUAAUCGGUCACAUUCACUCAUUGUUCGUUCGCAGUCAGUUCAAUUCCAUAAGGCAAAACAUAACAUAACACUGACUUUUUGUCUGGAAAGGCCUCACUGAAUGUUCACAGGUUCCAUCCCUCCCACAGUCCCUCCAUCAACACAUGUAAUGGGUUUGCUUGAGUCCUUUGGCACGACAUUGACGAACUACAUCUGCUCGCUCAUUCAGCUUACUGCAGAUGAAUUAUGAAAUUCACAAACACGGUCGACAACUCGACAAAUCCAUCCAUCUAUCUCCCUUUCUGUUUAAGGUGAUGCAUUCAGCCCUGUUAAUACUAAAACCAUCUUUGUUGAUGUGAAAGUAUGAAAGCUGCACACAGACGUUACUGUGCAAGUGUGGCUUCUGAUAUGGAAAAUGAUUUAGUGUUGCUGUAACCGACAGCUGCACGCUUUCAUCUAAAAGAGCCUGUGGACAAAGUGGCGGUCUGUACAGGUUGUUGUGUUGAAGCAUGCACUUGUUUCUCAUGUUGCUGUUCUUACUCUGUGCUUUUCGUCUCGACUGCUAACAUGUACAACAUUUUACGUGUGAUGAAAUGUAUAUUUCAACAGCUGCUUGGAUGUUUAUGGAAGACUAAAAGAAAGAAAAAAAAGCCAUCUAAGAUUAAUUAAAGGAUUUGAGAUUGAAAUUAAAAGAUAGAAUUUAGGGAGAAAUAUAUCCUUUCAAAAAUAAACCCCUGAAUCCAGACUUUAACUCCAGAGUUUAAUUAGAGUAUCAGCUGUUUUGGUCACACUUUUGCUCUUCUGUAAGUAUUUAACCAAAGAAUGGAAUAAAAUGAUGCUUUAUUAAUUCUGUUUA